GCUUCCCCGCCACCUCCUUCCUUCCCAUCUGUCCUUGCGCGGGUCCUGUGUCUGGGGUGGAGGGAGGAGGAGGAGAGGAGGAGGUGGCGGGUGGCGUUGCGGCAUCGUCGGCUCGGCCUGUAGAGCCCGAGCCCCACCCAUCGCCCCCGCCACCACCGGUGGUGGCCGUCAUUUUAUGUUAGCGAGCGCCCAGUGAGGGGGGAAGAGGUGGGGGUGGCCGGUGAACUGGCAGUGCCGUGCGUGUGGGCGGGGCCGGCGCGGCGGCAGGUACUCUCCCUUCUACCGCCUCCCUUUCCUCUCUGUCAGGCCGAGCAGGGGCAACGCUGCCUGACAAACCAGUUACGGGAGGUGUGUUAACAAUCCUUCUGACCCGCCGGGCCUUUCCCCAGUUCCGCCGCAGCCGAGCUUAGGCCUCUCCGUUCUCGCUCCCUCUAAUUCCCCGCCUCCCAACCCCCAUCCUUUGAGUGCCUGCUGUCAGACAAGCGCUCACCCUCCCUUCUCCCGCCUCAUAUCCGGAGAGAGCAAGAUCGAGCCUCCCUGUCGCCCACCAGCUACCACCACCACCACUGUCAUCAUCCUCUGAGGAAGAAGCUUUAGCACCGCCACCGCCGCCUCUCCUCCUCCUCCACUUUUUCCUCCAGGGCUAUCAUCCAAGAGACACAAAUUCGCACCGGGGCUGGAGCAAACGUUGCCGUCGUGAGCGCAGCGGCGCAGACAUGAAGAUCAAAGAUGCCAAGAAGCCAUCUUUUCCAUGGUUUGGUAUGGACAUUGGAGGAACCCUAGUGAAACUCGCAUACUUUGAACCUAUUGAUAUUACUGCAGAAGAAGAGCAGGAAGAAGUUGAAAGCUUGAAAAGUAUUCGCAGAUAUUUGACAUCAAAUGUAGCCUACGGAUCCACCGGUAUUCGGGAUGUCCACCUUGAACUCAAGGACUUGAUACUCUUUGGGCGAAAGGGAAACCUGCACUUUAUCCGAUUCCCAACUCAUGAUUUGCCUACUUUUAUUCAAAUGGGAAGAAAUAAAAACUUCUCAACACUGCAUACAGUGCUGUGUGCCACUGGCGGUGGUGCCUAUAAGUUUGAAGAAGACUUUCGCACAAUUGGAGACCUCCAGCUGCACAAACUGGAUGAACUUGACUGCCUUGUCAAAGGCUUGUUGUAUAUAGAUUCUGUCAGUUUUAACGGCCAGGCAGAGUGCUAUUAUUUUGAAAACGCAUCAGAACCUGAAAGAUGCCAAAAGAUGCCUUUUAACCUGGAUGAUCCAUACCCAUUGCUGGUUGUAAACAUUGGUUCAGGAGUCAGUAUUCUAGCUGUCCAUUCCAAAGACAACUAUAAGAGAGUAACUGGAACAAGUUUAGGUGGUGGGACCUUCCUUGGUUUGUGCAGCUUACUGACUGGGUGUGAAAGUUUUGAAGAAGCUCUAGAAAUGGCAUCCAAAGGGGACAGCACACAGGCCGACAAGCUAGUCCGGGAUAUUUAUGGUGGAGACUAUGAACGGUUUGGCUUGCCAGGGUGGGCAGUGGCAUCCAGCUUUGGGAAUAUGAUCUACAAGGAAAAACGGGAAUCUGUUAGUAAAGAAGAUCUGGCUAGAGCAACGUUGGUUACUAUCACCAAUAACAUUGGAUCUAUAGCACGAAUGUGUGCUGUAAAUGAGAAAAUAAACCGUGUUGUCUUUGUUGGUAACUUUUUACGUGUGAAUACAUUGUCGAUGAAGCUUUUGGCAUAUGCACUGGAUUACUGGUCCAAGGGCCAAUUGAAGGCUUUGUUCCUAGAACAUGAGGGAUACUUUGGAGCAGUUGGUGCCCUCCUUGGAUUGCCAAAUUUCAGCUGAAGUUCAAAGCAUCACAAAACUGAAUUAUUCCCUACCUUUCUGGCAUUAUUACAACACUGUUUUUUAUAUCAACUGGAACCAAAGGGCCGCUGUCUUGCUAUAAAUGUCUUUAAUUGUAAGAAUGAUAAACUGUCUCACAGAGACAGAGUUUGAAACCUAGUUGUUUCUGUAAGAAGUGUAUGGCAACCUCCAAGAAAUACAGUACAGCCUCUGAGAAACGAGCCUCAAAAUUGGAAUUGGAAUAUUAGCUUUAGUUUAUCUGUCCAAACCCUGCAAUGCUAAUCAAAUUUUGCCCCAAAAAUUCCCCUUAAGGCUAUUAGAUUGCAUCUAGUUGUGUAAGUCUUUAGCUUUGUGCUGAAUGUUUGUUUGUGUAAUUUUCCAUCAGCUCAAAAAAUUGACCUUGGCCACAACUAAGUGCCAUUUGCUAAAAAAGAAGUUCUUUGAUGCAGAGGAUUUUCCAUCAAUGCAAGGAGUUUACAGUGUGUUGAAAUACAUAAUUCAGACUUCCAGUAUUAAGGUUUCCAGAGAAUAAAAAUAAAAAUAUCAGCAAAGACUUUGUACAAUUGAUUUAAGGCGAGUUAAGCAACUGGAUAUGCUUAUGUAUGGCUACCAACUGUAUAGUCACAUUUUGUUAAGCUUUGCAGUAUCCUACUUCACUUAAUGUUUAACCGAUAACUUGCCUUUGUGAAAGGUUCUUCCAUAUAGGAUUUUCAGGCAAACCUUGAAAGGUUUUAAAAGGUUGACAAUAGAAAAAAUCUUUAGCUCUAAAUCACCCAUUUCUAUAAAAAUAUGCUAGUAGAUGUUCCUGAGAACAAAGGAGCAAUAAUGUUGCAGUUGUUGGAUUGACAGAUCCAAAGGGAUGUUUCUUGCGCAAUUUCUCAGUUUAUAUAAACACAUUGGAAAAAUUGGCCCAAAUGUUAAUUUAGGGCAAGUUUGUGGCUUCAAGUAUUAAGGCAGCUUUAGAGGUUGUACUACACAAACCGAAAAGGUCCAGUGUUCAUUGUACUCUUGAUAAACUGUUCCAGAUACUGCAACAGUGUGGCCUUGACAUAAACUCCACAUGCUGGGGCUACCCCUGUACUUUUGACUGUCUGCUGUUUCAGAUUUGAUUGUAAAAGUUUACAAUAGUGGUGUAUUUGUAGAUUGCUGCAGCAAAGCCUACCGUAAGACCUCAGAAAAAAAAAUCCUCUCAGAAAAUAACACUUCUAUGCACAGGGAUGUAUCAUUGUAUCCUGAAGGAAUAUCCAGAUAUCCAAUCCAUGAAUUAAGUUUUCUAUAGGGAAAUUUACCACUCUGACUAGAACUCAAGCUUGAUUUACUUGAUCAAGUUGACACUAUUUUGGCACAUUGAUAUUUUAAACAGCAAUAUCUGUAUGGAAAAUAUAUCUCCAGAUACCUAGCAUGCAUAGCUUUUGAACUUUUCAAUUCAAUUACAUCUAACUACAUUUCAGUGCUUAUUAGCAGUAAUUAGUGUUGUUGAUGCUUGUGUUGACCUUCUAAAACCUAUUUUCCAUUCUUAGGAUUUAGAAAUGAGUGGUCUCUCUACAGUACAGGGCAAUGUCCAAAGAUACAUGUUCCAUUGGUCCCAUGCUGAGGUAAUGGCCAGAAAAUAUAGACUGAGCCAAGUCUCAUUACAGAGACUACUUGACUAUUUUGACCCCAUCUUUUUAAAUAAAGUAUAACAAUUCAUAAAUUAUGACAUGGAAGUAACUUUUUGCCUUUGAAAGAAUACGUAUCUUGGCCUUAAGUCUCAACAUAGCCAAAAUGUUUCAGUUAAAGGAUAUGCUUUCAGUUGCAAUUAAUACUUUCUAAUAUAUAUCCUGGGCUGUAUGAAAAUAAUCUAAGGUAGCCUUGCUCUGUAUUGAUUGCUAUUCAGAACUGAAGAUGACUGAAACAACAGCUGGACAACUCUACCACUUUAGUCCCUAGGAAAACACAUUUCAAGAAGACUUGCUCUAGAAGCAAAAAGAUUUAAUAUAUGGUGGCCUAGUUCAAAAUUAUGGUUUUAAUGUUCCCAUGGUGCUCCUUCUGUUGCCAUGCCACAGAUGAAACAAGGCAGAGUCUGGCUUGUCAUGUCAACAGAACCCAGAGCUCUUGACUUGUGCCCUCCAAACCACAAGUUAUAAUGGUUUGUUAAUGGUUUACUGUUUGUGGUUUGUUGGAGGGAGCAAACUAUGAGCCUGGGUUCAAAUGACACAACGAGCCAGACUCGUGACUUAUUUUGUCUGCAGUGUGGGAGCAGUAAGAGUGGAGGAGGAGUGCCAUGGGAACUUCUAAGCAGUGUGCACCAACAUGCUGCUCAUUCACAUUAAACCAUACGUUUGUUUUAAACUAUGGUUCAAUGUGACAUGUGAACCAGCCCAGUAUAUCCCACUACAAAAUUACAGGUUUGAAAUAAACCCUAUAAAUUCAUCAGCAAUUUCUAUACCACACAGGUCUGUGAUUAUUACAGUAAAGAAAAAUGCUUUUCCUCCCUAUUUGUUUUGAUUUGUAGUAAUAGAAGCUUUCACUGUGUUGACCUCAUGCUAUACAAAUGUUAUAAAAUCCUUCCAUUCAUGUUAUGGUUCAUGUUCCUAGUGGUCUUGCUUAGCACCAAGUGAAAAGGCUUCUUGAUUUUUUUUAGCGUUGGCACAGCAAGUUUUUUUUCCAGAUACAUGGAUAUAUUGGACUGUUGACAACUUUCUGUGGAGUUGGAGGAAUUGCUGGCUGAGUAAGGAGGGAGGAUAUUUCCUUUAAGGAAAGGAAUAGUGGUUCCGAAGGUAAAGGUGUCCCCGCACUUAUAGUGCGAGUCAUUUCCGACUCUUAGGGUGACGUCUUGCAACCUUUACUAGGCAGACCGUAUAUAUGGGGUGGGAUUGCCAGUUCCUUCCCCGGCCUUUCUUUACCCCCCAGCAUAUCCCGGGUACUCAUUUUACCGACCACGGAUGGAUGGAAGGCUGAGUGGACCUCGACCCCUUUUACCAGAGAUUUGACUUCCUCCUUCUGUUGGAAUCGAACUCUGGCCGUGAGCAGAGCUUCGGCUGCGUUACUGCCGCUUACCACUCUGCACCACGGAGGAUCAUCGGUUCCGAAUGUAGUGGCUCUUAAAUCUAGCAGUCUCAAGUGUGCCUUAAAGUCUCUGGAAUUUUGAGCAGCGUGACAAGAAUAUUUUUGACUUUGGAUAUUAUCAGUGGCCCUCAAACAUGGAACAGUGUCAAUUCCAUAUUUGACACUUGUGGAUAAGCUAAAGAAAAUUAAAAGCUCAGUAGACCAUUGGAUAGCUAGGCCUUUUUGCAUCUUUCCUUUUUUUCCUCAUUGUAACUCUGCAAUCACAUAGUCAUGAGUGCUUUUUGGUUACAAUACAGUAUGUAGUCCUGGAUGCAAAACACACCAUUUUCCUAAAAUAAGACGCUCUAUCUUGUUAAUAAGGCAGUUUAAUCUCUUACGAAGCCAAAUCAUUUUCAAGUCUCAACCUACACAAGUUUUCAGUAUCCAUUCCAUUAAAGUGUUCUUGGAUAACACCUCUGUAACUUCCUUCCCCAACCAUUAAAAUAGGAAAUUAAUGCACCAUAUGUUUGUUUAUUUUGGCAUUCCUUAGUGUAUUGCCAUUUUGAAAGCACCAUUUAAUGAAACAUGAGGGUAGUAUAAGGACCAGAUCAUCUUUUGCAUUGCUUGCCAUUUGUGUUAUGCUUUGAAGUAGCUGAUAAGUCAGGUGGCUCUGCUGCUAUGCUCUGCCAGAGGUGUGCAACCCAUGGUCCUCCAGUUGUUGUGGACUACAGUUUCCAUAAUCCCUGACAGCCAUGCUCACAGGAGGUGAUGGGAGUUGGGAAGUCCAAGAACAUAUCAUGGGCCACAAAUCCCCGACCCCUGUGCUGCACUGUCUCUGUACCAUUAAAGGUAGUUGUAUACAACCUUGCUGGAUGUCAUUGAUCAAGCAGAUUAAGGCUAAUAAGUGUUUCUAACUGCAUCACUGCUUAGAUCUAAUAGCAAAUCUUGUGACUGCAAAUUUUGUGUACAUUGCAGCAUGUGGUAAAUUUUGGCAGCCUUUAUUAUACCACCAACAUCCACUGAAACAACAAAAUCUUAAUGACUGCAUGUAUAAAGUCUAGCUACACGUUGAGCCAGUGUUCCUUAAAUUUUUCAAGGUAUUUCUCUGGACUGCAUUGUGUGCUGAAAAUAUGGAUUAAGGAUUUAGCAUAUUUAUAAUUUUAGGGGCUGCAUAUCUUCAUCCCCACCACGGAUAAUGGCAGCCAUGGGGGGAGGGGGGAGAAAGUCAUCUUGCCCAUUAAAGAAGAGAAGCAGUUAUGUGCUAAAUUUUAACAUGUUUGCUUCUACUGUAAUGUGUGAAGCAGUCAUUAAACUAAGUUUUUGAAUAUUUUCAAGUGCUUAUACUGAGAGCAAAUCUAUUGCUUAAGGAUUAAAAUGUGACUCAUUUAAUCCCCUAAAUAUUCAUACAUUGCUGCUUUGUAAAUAGUGCAUCAAUUAAAACUCUGAACUGAAUAUGUUGGGUUAAGUAGACGACAGAAGUUUUGGUGGUAGGUCAAAAUGUAUUUUGAAUUAAACCUUUAUGUUCAUAGAAGACUGCUUUUGCUGUUGGUUGUUUUAAAAAGUAGAGAAUUCAGGGGUUAUGAAUCUUCUGCAACGUGCCAUCAAAAGACACCCCUUUUCAUUAUAAUUCUAAUAAAGUACAAUAAGCCUGGAUGUUACUGAGCUUAACUUGGAGAUAAAAGAGUUGAGAAUCAGAUUUCUGUUGAUCAAGACACCUGUGCUGAUAGAAAAGUUUGGCACGCAAGGCUUAAAACAUUGGCCACAAGUUCUCUAUGCCUUUGUAGACUGAAUGUAAAGGUUACAAAACUUAGGGGCUUUUUUGUGGGGGGCAAACAAGAUGCCUUAAUUUAGAGGUAAUCACCAAAAUUAUCUCAAUAGUAUCCUAGAAUACAUUGUAGUAAGGUAAAUGCUUUCUAAUUCUGAAAAGUGACUUUAUAUUCUAAACUAUUCAGCAAACUUAGUAAGAAGUCUGCAGCAAACACUCUCCUAGGUCUACUUACCAGUAUUCUCUUCCUGCUCCCCCCAAAAAACGAAAAAUGUUUUAGGCAUGGCAAAUGGUCAGAAUGUGUGCAUUUUGGUAAAUUGUGAACAUUCACAUAAAACUGACAUGUGCAGCUGAUCAGCUUUUGAAAGAUUUGCCAAAUGUAUGAUGAGCACAAGCAAAUCCUAAGUGUAGAUAAGUCGCAAGGUGUUCCAUCUUUAUGGGGUAUCGGUUUUUGUGUGAGAAACUAACUUGAAAAUAAUCUUUAAAUGGGUGCCUCCUUUACUUGGUACUGUAGAAAAUAACAUACUAAGAGCAUUGGCUUUUUGGUCUUGUACCGUGGGAAGGUUUUGGCAGCUACUUAGUAUUCCUUAUCCUGUUCACUAUGAUGGAUAAAGGAGAUUGAUGGUACUUCAGACUGUCUGCUUUGGUUCUAUAUCAAGGCAACAGGCUAAUUCACUGAACCAUUUUGGGCAUAACGCUAAACUAGUUUAGAGCGUUGUGAAUGAAAAGUGAGCCUUUGGCAUUCCCCCUUCCCUUUCUGGCACAGCUGUGAAGAGAUAAGAAUCAUCCACUUCCUGUUUUAAAUUAAUCCUUUGUCUUGGUGUAUCUGAACCAACCCGGCAUGGGAAACCGGUCAAAUAAUUCUGGUCAGUUUAAUCUAUGGUUUGUUAAUGAGCUGGGAUCAUAAACCACGGAUAAACUGGCUAGUUUAAAACAGGAAGCAGAUGCUUCUGAUCUUGCAUCCACAUUGGAGGAGGAGAGAUAAAGGAGCAUUAGUUCAAGACUGUUUUUUGCUUGUUCAUGAGCACUAAAGCAUGGGUGGUUAACCUUUGGUCCUCCAGAUGUUGGUGGAUUCCAACUCCUAUGGCCAGUGGACAUGAAUGAUGGGAGCUGUCGUUCAAUAUCUGGAGGAGCCACAGAUUAUCUGCCUCUGUACUAAACCAUAGUUUAGCAAUACACUGGAAACAGGCUGGUUUGAUGAUACUCCUUUGUGACAAGCUAGAUGGUGGAUAAAAGAACUUGUUCUAUAAUCACAGUUUAAAGUCUGAUACUACUUAUCAGAUGAACAUUUUAACAAAUAAUUAUGCCUCAUGCACUUAUUUCUGUUAUAUCUGGACAACAAUUCACUGAAGCCAAGAGUUUAUCAUAAAAUUGGCUUUUUAUAAAAUGGGCUACAUUUAAUACAUGUGUUAUGAAAUAAGUUUCAGAAUUUCAGAAAGAGCCGUUCCUAAGCUUGUGUGUUGAUCGUCAUAGCUAUGUUAAUUCAGAUAACAUAAUUUGUUCUAUGUAUUCCUUUGCUGGCUGAAUCCAUUGCUAUUUUUAUUUGUAUUGUGAAUAUAGUAUUUUGAAUAAUGUGAACAGAAUUCUGGAACCUAAAUAAAUUUAAAUGUUCACUUCAGCUUUGGAUGAUAAUGCAUUUCAAGCAAUAGUUACACUUUGCAGCUUGUUUGCUUGAGGUUCAAUCAUUACAAAAGGAUUUUUAAAUACGUUUUGUAGGGGGAUGCUUCAGUAUACAACAGUACAUGUUAAUAUCUACAUUAAUAGGAAAUAGCGAAUAUUUCCUAUUUUACCACCUGUUAAUGGUGGUUGGCAUUUUAACUGAUUUUUAAUUGUCUGAAAGAUCAAAUUGUACUUGGAAAAUACUUUUUUGAUUCCAUUGCAAAUUCAUAUUCUGCAAACUUAGUGUGCAUGUAACAUUUACCUUAACAGCUGUUUCGAAUAAUUUGCCUUACUGUUGCAGUGAACUUACCGUCUCUUCUCUGUUUACUAUUCUGACAAUGGUGUAAAAAUGUACAUCUUGCAAAUUGUAAUUCGUAUUUGCUAAAUUAUUUAACACAUCUCUUGUAAAUUGUUUAAUUUAUUUUCAUAAUUGCUGUCCUGUGACAUUUUCAUGCAACCAAAUGAUAGAAGCCUAUACCCUAAUCAUUCCUAUCAGGACUGUAUAAAAACUUUCUGCUGCUUACAUGAGUAAAUGUGAAAUUUAAUUUGGUUGUAUGAUGACCACUUUUUGUUUUUCCUUGUUUUGCUGUUGUUCUGUAUGAACUGACAGAACUUUUCCUUUUUUUCUAAACAAGUACCAAUGGUUGGUUCUCUCUCCCAUACUUUUUAAUUCUGUGUACCAUUGCAAGCUGUCUUAAUAAAGGGAUGAGAAACCUG
Messenger RNA from Rhineura floridana, 8997 nucleotides. Its product is annotated as pantothenate kinase 3. The coding region runs from base 717 to 1829 and encodes 370 amino acids. Gene Ontology annotation, biological process: coenzyme A biosynthetic process. The record is from RefSeq and is a predicted model, not a curated record. Gene Ontology annotation, cellular component: cytosol; nucleus. The transcript has 7 exons. Lineage: Eukaryota; Metazoa; Chordata; Lepidosauria; Squamata; Rhineuridae. Gene Ontology annotation, molecular function: ATP binding; pantothenate kinase activity.